UAUAUUUUAUCCAAACUAAUCAACUGUUUCUUCUUCAUCCCGCCAGUGGUACUAUAAUCGUUUCCAAUGAAGCUCAAAUUCAAUAUCUGAUUUCGAGGCUUCAAAAAUGGCAGCCUUAUUAUCACUAAGUUCAUCUUUCAACUUCAUAAUUAAUGAAAACACUCCAAGAACACGAGCCAAAAGAGCUGCAGAAUUCAUCAAUCAGUACGACCCCAUCAAGCAGAAGCCUUUAAAUCCUGUAAAAAACACUAAACUCCACUCGAAUUCAUCAAUGGCGAAAACGAGUUUACUUCGACAGAUGGAACAUUUCAUUUCGUAUGUGGAAAGUGGGUCUGUUGAUAAUGCACUCCAACUGUUCGAUGAAAUGGAUAAGAGAAGUAGCUUUGUUUGGAAUCUUGUAAUUCGGGUGUUAACGAAUAAUGGGUUUUAUAAAGAAGCUCUCGAGUUGUAUUAUCGAAUGUCGGUCAAUGGCAUUCGAGCUGACAAAUUUACAUAUCCGUUUGUGGUAAAGGCGUGUGGUGGGUGUUUGGAUCUUGUUGAGGGGCAAAAGGUUCAUUCUAAGUUGUUUACGGUUGGGUUGGAUUUGGAUUUGCAUGUGUGUAACUCUCUUAUUAUAAUGUAUGCAAAGGUUGGGUGCAUUGAGUUUGCGGAGAAGGUGUUUGAUGAAAUGCCUGUGAGAGACUUGGUUUCGUGGAACUCGAUGAUUAAUGGGUAUAUCUUGGUUAACGAUGGGUUAAGCUCGUUGGAAUGUGUUUUUGAAAUGCAACAACACGGAAUCCAGCCUGACAGAUUCACAAUUGUAAGUGCUCUUCACGCGAGUUCUCUCGUGUGUUCUUUGACCAAAGGGAAGGAAAUUCACACGCUAGUAAUUAAAAGCAAGUUGGAAUGCAACGAAAGGGUUCAGACGUCACUAAUUGAUAUGUAUGGGAAAUGUGGCGGACUUUGUUAUGCGGAGAGGGUUUUAAACAUGAAUUCUUGCAUACAUGUUGCAGCUUGGAAUGCAAUGAUUCAUGGGUAUGCGUUAAAUGGUAAACCGUUUGAAUCAUUUUCUUGCUUCAGGAAGAUGCAAGAAAAUGGUCUCAAACCCGAUAACAUAUCACUGAUUAACUUGCUUCCCUCCUGUUCACAGAUAGGAUCGUUGUUCAGGAGUAAAACCGUCCAUGCUUAUGCAAUCAGAGUCGGGUUUCUUCCUCACAUUGUACUCGACACUGCUUUAAUAGAUAUGUAUGGAAAGUGUGGAGAACCGAGAUUGGCAAAACUAAUCUUUAAUCAAAUGCAUCAAAGAAAUUUAAUAUCAUAUAAUACUCUACUUUCUGCCCUUGGUCAAAACGGUGAAUAUAGAGACGCGCUAAAGUUCUUUUGUGAUAUGUGGAAUGAUGGUUUCAAACCCGAUGCUACGACGGUUAGUACCAUAUUGUCUGUGUAUUCUGAGGUAGCCCUUUUACGGGAAGGAAAGCAAAUCCAUGGGUAUGUUGUUAAAUCGGGCUUUUGUUCAAAUACGUUUGUUCUCAAUUCACUGACGUGUAUGUACUCAAAGUGCGGGGAUCUUGUUUCAGCUCGGGAAGUUUUCAAUGGGAUUUUAUUGAAGGAUGUUAUUUCAUGGAACACGAUUAUUAUGGCAUAUGCGAUUCACGGGUAUGGUGAAAUAUCAGUUAAUUUGUUCUCUGAGAUGAAGAAAACGGGCAUAAAGCCUAAUUCGAGCACUUUUGUUUCGGUUUUAACAUCUUGUAGUGUUUCGGGCAUGGUGGAAAAAGGAUGGAAUUACUUCACUAAAAUGAAAAGUGAAUACGGGAUUGAUCCGAGUAUAGAGCAUUAUGGUUGUAUGCUUGAUCUUCUUGCACGCGUUGGUGACCUCAAUAAAGCGAAAGAGCUAAUUACCAAAGUGCCCCUUGAGCCUACGUCUCGAAUAUGGGGAUCUUUGCUUGCUGCAAGUCGACAACACAAGGAUGUUGAACUUGCUGAAUUUGCUGCUAAGCAGAUUUUACGACUGGGACGUGAUAACACGGGGCUGUACGUUUUACUGUCAAACUUGUACGCUGAAACAGGGAGAUGGGAGGAUGUUAGACGGGUCAAAUCUAUUAUGGAAAGUCAACAGUUGAUGAAAACAGUUGGGUUGACCAUGGUUGAUGUCAAAGGUCAAACCUUUAAGUUCACAGAUCAAGAUAGAUCACAUGAACAUAGUCAUCUGAUAUAUGAUGUUUUAGAUGUAAUAUUAAAGAAUCCUUAUGGUAAUAAUGUGUUUAAAUUCAAGCCAGUUGACUUUUUGAAAAAAAGGUCAAAGUCAGCAGAUUGGCAUAGUGUGAGACUUGCGGUUUGCUUUGGGUUGAUCUCUAUGUCGAUUGGAACACCUGUUUUGGUUCGGAAAAAUGUUAGAAUUUGUGAAGAUUGUCAUGAUGCUAUGAAAAAGAUUUCGCUGAUAUGUCACAGAGAAAUAGUCGUCGGAGAUUCGAAGAUUUAUCACCAUUUUGAACACGGCCAAUGCUCGUGUCGUGAUUAUUGGUAAGAAAAUAAAUGAAAUGAAACGUUACGUAAAUGUGAUACCAGUUUGUAAAGUAUGGUUCCUGUGUCUCUAUGUAUAUGUUAUAUCAGAAGUUGAAUUGUUUUUAAUCAGUCUAAAGAUGCUUGCUUAAUACUACAAUUCAAUUUUGUCA
Messenger RNA from Helianthus annuus (common sunflower), 2651 nucleotides. Its product is annotated as pentatricopeptide repeat-containing protein At4g35130, chloroplastic. Gene Ontology annotation, biological process: RNA modification. Bases 107 to 2503 code for a protein of 798 amino acids. Gene Ontology annotation, molecular function: protein binding; zinc ion binding; RNA binding. NCBI's taxonomy places the organism in Eukaryota, Viridiplantae, Streptophyta, Magnoliopsida, Asterales, Asteraceae. The record is from RefSeq and is a predicted model, not a curated record. The transcript has a single exon.